Messenger RNA from Talaromyces marneffei, 1416 nucleotides. RefSeq lists its product as uncharacterized. The transcript is spliced from 3 exons. NCBI's taxonomy places the organism in Eukaryota, Fungi, Ascomycota, Eurotiomycetes, Eurotiales, Trichocomaceae. The coding region runs from base 1 to 1416 and encodes 471 amino acids. The record is from RefSeq and is a predicted model, not a curated record.
AUGGCCGCCCAGCUUCAAGCAUUACUUCGCUUCCUUUCGCAGGACGCCAAAGUCCCGCUCGCAUCUGCCAUGGGCAAGAUCAAAGACCUUCAAGCGGCUGGACUACAGAGUGCUGAUGAUAUAUCGCGCUCAAAUCUGGAUACAAUACAAUCCAUCUUCAAAGAUGGCAAAGUCGCCAAACAAGUCCUUAAUGCCGCGAAACGGGUGACCAAGAAUGGUCAAAAGCGAGGGGCAUCCGCCUCAGAAGAACAGUCUUCCUCAACCAAAAAAGCAAAACUUUCCAAUGCUGUUGCAGGUGUAAAUCGUACACCCUACGAAAUAGAAUCCUCCCUCUCCCUCCCCCUAACCUCCGAGUCCGAAGAGACUCUCUCCCAAACAAUCCUGAGAACUAACCGCGCACCACUCGUUCUCGCCUUUGCGGUUGCAGUGCUGAAAUACACAAUGCCAGAACAGCCGAUGUCUAGUAGGCUCAGUCUCGGCCAGGCGGUUGUUAGCGCGAAUAGUCGUAGUAAAGCGAUUAGUUUGGGGAUUGUGUCUGCCCCCGCUGCAGCUGAUGAUGAGCAGAAAUGGGCGGAGGGGCAGCCGAAAGUCAAGAUUUUGGGGAGGGAGGUGCCGGUGUUGAAGAGGUGGGAUUAUGAUCCGUUUGAGGGUGGGCCUGAACGGAAAGAAGAGGAAGCUGGCGAGAAGGCUGAUACGGGACUGCCUCCGCUUUGGGGUCUUGAUCUUGAGGCUUUGAAAAAAAAGGAAAAGAAUGUGGACGUUGUUGGUAUGAGAUCAGGUCGCACUCAGAGCCAGACGACAGCGGGACUUCCGAUCCAUACGCCGGAAUCAGCACGAUCAUAUCUGCUAAAAUCUUUCACCAUCCUUAAGGAGAAUGGCGAAGAUACAGAUAAUACCAAGAAAAAGAAAUCCACAGACUCUCUCGCUGAGAAGGAGAGAUGUCUCGGUCUCUUACUUCAAGCGCUGGAUAUAUCGAUCUCGUCUUGGGCAACGACACUUUCAGCGGAGGAACUAGACAAACGGGCGUGGACCUGGUAUGUACGCGUACGACCUGAGGUACAAACAGGUGUUGCAGGAUGGGGUGAAAAGGGCAGUCUUAAACUCGCUGAUAUACUGUCCUUGAAGCGUGGUUUUCUUCUCACUAUUCAUUAUAAAUAUAUUUAUUCGUUAUUCCGGAUAAACGAACCCCAGCGGACAGACAGUCAACUAUCAACGACAUUAACCGAAUGCGAAAAAUUAUUCGGCAGCCUUGCCCUCGACGUUCUCGAGAUUGGUUACUUCAGGCAUAUUCUUACCACAUGCAGCCUUCUCCAACUCAGUCUCCUUCUCUCUAGAGACUGCGUGGUUGACGUUGACAUCAGCGUCACGAUCAGUGUCCAUGUCAUCGCUCUUGGAGAGGUUGAUUUAGAUAUUUAG